GGUCACCAUCCAUUUAACGGCAUCGAUAACAUGUCGAUUUAUUUUCUUUGUUUUGCAUAAGAGGUAUUGCACAGAGGUAUUGCAUAAUAGUAGUGAAAUUAAAUUAUUAAUGUGUGAUUAAUUUAAACCUCUUAGUUACGUGCUUUAAUUAACAAAUUUCUCAUUAAGAAUGAAUAGCACUAUGUUUACUCCUGAUUACAGUCACCUAACUGGAUUGCUGCAGCAAUUAAAUGAUGAGGAGUUGAAAGAACUUUUACAAAAUGAGGGAAAGUUAAAAAAUCUUGUGAAUGACCUGAAACAGGUACAGGACCUUGAAGCUGAAAAAGAAAUGCUGCUUGCUAGUACUAAAAGUAUUUCUGAGUACAAUUUGUCCAGGAAACCUAUUCUUGAUCAGCAUCGUCUGCAAGUUGUAGAAACACAUGAAAUUGCCCUGGAUUUGAAAAAUAGUUUCCUAGAAAAGAAAAAAAAGAUAGAAAAUUCUGAAAAAGCAGUAUCAAAGGAUACACUUUUAGCUUUGUUAGAAGCUGCAACUUCAGAAAUAGAUGAAGAGGCAGAGGCUGCUGUCGAGUUUUUUCUAAAAAACGAGAUUUCCGUAGAAGACUUCCUCGAAAAGUAUCUGGAAUUACGGAAACAUGCUCAUCUUCGCAGAAUCAAAACUGAUAAAUUGGCAAACAUCAUUAGAGGAGAUGAAAGACAGAACAUUUCUCCCCCUAUUCGGCCGCAGAAGACAAGAACUGCGCCAUCACCACCCCUUCCUUAUCCUAAUGCUAACACUCAAAGUAAUUCACCAUAUGGUCCAGUCAGAACAGCUCCUCCUGUUCCUUCAAGACCAUACCAAUAUCCUGGUAAUGUUUAUCCACCUCAACCAACAGCUCAACCAUACCAGCCUUUCAGUUAUAUGCCUUCCCCAUACCCUGGUUACUCUAAUCCACCCCCUGCAAACUUAUAUUCUCAGUACAAAUAAAUGUUCCAUGUAAGCCUUAUAUUUACUUCUUGUUAUGAUUAUCAGUAUUACUAUUUUUCAAUGUGUGUCUAAUGUGAUAAUGUUUUUAAAUGACUAUUUGUUCUGGUUUUAAGAGUGUCUGGACUGAAUAAGAAUUAAAAUGAAGAAGUCCCUACUAGCAUCUGUGCCUGAAUGAAACUACAUAUUGCAAAGCUAAGCACUAUUUUUCGAACACAUGUUAAGUACUUUAUUAAUGUAUUAACUUAUUAUAAUUUCAACUUUUUUAUUUUAUUUAUAAUUUUUUUUUAUGCUCAGUAAUUGUGAUAGUGAUAAGAAAAAAUUUUAAACAAUUAAAUAUGGCUAGGAGAAUUAAAAAUAAUAAGCCACCUUUGUUUUUUAAAUUCUUAUUUAUAUAACAUUUAGGUCUUGGCAACAAUAAUUGGUUCACCCCUUUAGGAAUUUUGGACAAACUUUAAGAGGAUCCUUGAUAGUAAGAUUCAAAUUAUGCUUACUGCUUUUACUUCUCAUUAAUUUUUUUUUGUUUUUUGCAUAUAUUUUGCAUGAGUGUGAUGAAAAAGGAUUGCUUUUUUAUCAAGAAAGAGUGCACAUUAAUUGCCUUCAACUGGAGUUUAUUAUCUUGCUGAAGAGAUCAAAAGAAAAUGGAUCAUGCAUUUCAAAAAUUUAAGUAAAAAAGCUAUCAGUCAUUAAAAAAAUUGAUUGAAGUUCUUUUCUUUUUUUUUAUCUUGAGAAAAUUUUUUAAAACUAAUGAAGUAAUUUUCAAUUUUUGAAUAUUUGUAUGAUCUCAAUCAGUCUUGGUUUAAUAGAUUGAGAAAUGUUUAAAAAAAUGUAUAAAUGCUUUCAAUUAGGCUUUUUUUUUUUCAUAUUGAAAUUGUGUACCAUUUUCACAAUCAGCAUUUAAAAAAACCUUUUUAGAAAUAGACCAAGCUUUACCUACCAGUUUCGAAUAGCUAUUGCGUAUUAUAUUACAUUAUUUGAUAAUAAUUUAUCUAAUCAAAUAAUGUAUUUAUAUAAUUACAUUAUUUCAUGAAAAGUAAUUUGUGACUUAGAGACUUUAAAACACAUUUCUUAACAUUGUGCAGUACAUUGCUGUUUAUACUUAUUUGAGUCAUGUGCUAGUACAGAAACUACUUAUCUAUUGUUUGACUAAAGUUAUUUGUCUAGUUUUUAACUAUCGUAAGACAUUUAUCGGGUGCUAUCUAUCGGAUAUGGAUGCUAUCAAGUUCUGUGUCUUGGUUAGCUUAUAGUGGACUGUUGUUACAAAUAGAAACAAGAGUCAUUUUAAAGUAAAGAACUGCAAAGAAUUUUCCAAAAUUCUACCUCCAUGUCAUUCAUUAUCUUUUCCAAAUUUGCGCAACUACUGUUUGUGUGAAAUGAAAUUAACAAUCCUUACUUGCUUUUAAACUACACAUGAAUGAACUUGACCUCCCUCACAACACAUCUUCAAACUUUCUGAUCCUUAUCUUUCUUUUUAUAAUUAACAAUCCUGCCUAGUUAUUUUACUUAUUGUACAAAAAAGCCUCAACCCAUUGCUACUUUGUGUUCAUCUGUGAAAAUUUGACGAACUAACCUGGCACACUUUAGCCCAAAUCACCAUUAACUAUUUUAUAAUGAACUCUUUUUGAAAUUUAACAGAAAAAAAUUUUAUUUGCCUGAUUUCAUUUCGAGUUUUAUCUGCUGUUAAAAACUUACUUUCUAACUCAAAUUACAUUUAUCACAUUCCCAUAGGAAGCAAAUCAGUUAUCUAUGAGUAAAUUUUCUGACUUCUAAUUUCCCUCUAAAGCUUGCUAUAAGUUUUGGAUUGUAAAUUUUAUAAAUGUGGAAAGAAAAAAAACAUCUGAAUAAUUUUUAACUUAAGCAUGUACUAAUAUACAAUCUUUAUGGUUUAAGACAGCUGCCAAAUUUAUAGAUAUAUGCAGACCAUAUUUAAGUUACAAAAUUAGUACUUUCUCUGAAUAAACUUUACUUUUUUUUCCCCAUAGACUUGAAUUUCUUGAACCUCAUACGUGGAUAAUAUUAAAAAAUCAAAAAAACAUCUUUUAACGAUCAAUAAUAAAUUACUUCUCUAUUUCUAUUUAAAAUUAUUAUUUAACAUAAAAAAAACACUUCAAGUUCAUUUUAUGAUCAUAAAUUUAAAAUAUCGCAUACCAUUUAUAGUGUCAUAAAGUCUUGUAUUUUGAUAACAACAAAAAUCCCUAAAAUUCCCUAUGUGUAAAAUAUUUAGUAUAUUAUGCAACAGGUGUCAUGAAAUGUUUAUUAUUUCGUAAAAUCUACUGGAUUUUUCCUUGUGUAUGUUGACAGCUAUGGUGGAUAUGCUGAGUGUCAAGAAUCUAAAUCUAUUGAAAAAAAAGUCUUAAAAUAUCUUCUUCUCAGAUUGAUUUAAAAUCGGAUUCUUUUGAUCGCUUCUUAGUUUGGGAUAAUUAGACCAAAGGUUAUUUAAGCCAUUCUGUUUUUUAUUUAACUCUCUUAACUAAAUAGAUUCUUCCUUUUUGAUGUCAGACUAGCGUGAUUGAUCAGGUAGGGUAAUGACAUUGAGGUUAGAGUAGCGAUAAAAUUGCUAUGCUCUUCAAAACAAAAUGUUUUUUUUUUUUACUUUUUAAAAUGACUCUUGUUGUACAGUUAUUUUUGUAUUGAACAAAGUAAUUAAUGUAUGUAGCCUUUCAACUAAUCCUGUUUAUUGUUCUGUUAGGUUUUUUAAAAUUUUUAUACUAUGAGCUGCCGAAAAUUUCCUGUGCUUUUUUUUUACUUACAUGGUGAUAUAAACCUUUUCUAGACGGAAGUGUGUUUAAAAAUUAUUAAUGUGUGUGUGUGUUUUUUUUUACGCAAGUUUUGAUCCUUUUAUUUUUAAAUUCAUAGUUUUAAAUGCUUAAGAAGGUAUCUUAAUUGCUUUAUAAUUUUUUUUUUUUACUUGUUCUCAUUGAUAUUAUACUCUUACAUAUUAAACUGCUGCAAUAUUUAAAUGGUAUAUAUAUAUAUUAAAGGGAGAGCGAGGUAUAAUGGCUCAAUUAUCACUUAGUUGCCAUUGUUAAAGAUUGGGCUGUCCUGGGCGCAAUGACCAUUGGUCAGGAAAUUGUGGAGUCUUAAUCCCCACGAAACCUUCUGGUCCAUAGCAACUGUUGUGAAAAUGCUUUGCUUUAUAUGUACAUUCCUUUUCCUAACAUAAGUGUUUUUUCUCCCUAUCUCUUAAUUAGUGGUAAAAAAUAUUAAAAUUGUUUGACUUUUAAUGUUCGCAAAUAUUUAUUUCUUCUCAAUGCUAUUUUUUUCCAUUUUUUCUCAGCAUUAUUGACUUGGCCAAAUGAAUGUAUGUAUAAAUCCUCAAAUUUGAGAAGAGAACUAAAAUGUUUCACAAUAAAAAUAGUUUUACAUUCCUUACAUGCAAUUUUUUAUUUCAUGCGGAUAGUUACAAAUUUAAAAUUCUUGUUUAUUUAUUUACUUAAUAUUUCUUAAAGCCCAGACAAAUUUUUGUACAUAAUGUACUAUCUAUGCUCUUUUGUCUAUAUUUUGCAAAUUACAUAUUUGUACUCAAUUUUUUAUUAACCCAGUGAUUUAUUUAUUCCAUAAAAACAAUUGGAAAAAAAUUGAAUUCAAAAGUUUGAAAAAUUAGUACACACAAUAAACACUUUUUUUUAAAACAUUUCUUAGUUUUUUAUGUUAUCCUCUAACUUGUGUGAUAAAACAUAUGAUAUAUUUUUUUUAAAAUCUUCAUUAAAUUUAUCUAAUGUAUAAUAAUGAAAAUCUAUAUCAAAAUUUUUUAAAAGGAAAAAAAAAUAGAUACUUAGAGUUUAACUUGCCAAUUCAUGACUAUAUUUUGUAACUAGUUUCUGGUAUACAAUAAUAAUUUUUUAAAGCACUAUUUUUGACUAUCUUUCACUGAUAUGUAGUAAAAAUAUAUCUAAAAUAAAGAUCGAUUAGAAAAUAUUCAGAAGUUAAUAAAGAAUGAACUAAACUCAAAAAUUGGUACAACACUGUUCAUAUGUUUCUUCAUUUGAAAAAAUAUAUUAUAAAAAAAAUGCUAAAUUUCAUUUUUGUUAUGUGCGAUGUUUGACUCACAAUAUAUCGAGUAUACAUACUUGUACCUUUAUUUUUUUACUUAUAGGUAUACAAUUUCCAAAGUUUUUUUUUGUGUGUCAAUGUUUAACUUAAUUAACUAUUUUAUAAAUAGAGCUUAACAAGUUUUCCAUUAAGAAUUUUAUGUAGAAAUAUUACGAAAAUAUAAAUCAAAAAUCAAUGUUAAUUAGCUAUUUAGUGUAGUUACACUGAUAUAUUACAUAAAAAUGUGCCAUUGUGCCUUUUGUGUGUCAUUUUAUAGCCUAUAUCCCAUUUAAUUAAAGGCUUAUUUAAUGUAUUUUUAUAGUUACUAUUUACUAUUGGAUUGUAAAAUAAAUAAAUAUUGUUGCAAAAAAA
Parasteatoda tepidariorum (common house spider) is the source of this 5365-nucleotide messenger RNA. Its product is annotated as vacuolar protein sorting-associated protein 37B. Gene Ontology annotation, cellular component: ESCRT I complex. The record is from RefSeq and is a predicted model, not a curated record. Gene Ontology annotation, biological process: ubiquitin-dependent protein catabolic process via the multivesicular body sorting pathway; protein targeting to membrane; protein targeting to vacuole. Lineage: Eukaryota; Metazoa; Arthropoda; Arachnida; Araneae; Theridiidae.